Molecule: messenger RNA, 429 nt
Organism: Symbiodinium sp. CCMP2456
Lineage: Eukaryota; Dinophyceae; Suessiales; Symbiodiniaceae
Source: the annotation of a GenBank genome assembly
AUGCGCCCAGGUGACGAGUAUGUGCGGUUGUUGACAGCGAAGGACUCGGAGGGCGUGCAGGAGCGAGAUGGUAGGAUUUUGACCCCACCCUGUCCCGCCCCGCACCCCCUUCCCCCUCCCCCCAAGACCCCAUAUGCCCCCCGAGAGGACUACUUGGCCAAUGGCGUGGCCAAGCUGCAUCGGGCAGGGGUUGACUUCCUGGUGAUCGCUUCCAACACAGCGCACAUUUGCGUGGGCCCCUCGUCCUAUUUCGGCCUCUUUCGGUCUCACUUCACCUGCGAAUCUGGCUUUGGGCAUUUAUUGUCUUGGGAGCCUCUGCAGGGUUGGAGGGUGCUUUGCUCGGCCUUGUACGUGAACGAUUUCCGGAUCUUCCGGUUCUCCACAUCGCCGACUGUACCGCAGCAGCGGCUCGCGGCGCCGGGCCCGUAG